UUUGCCUUACGUGCGCGCUGCCGUAGAAAAUCCCUUCUUGCGUAUCCCCCUCACGCAAAGAAUCGCGCAUCACGCAGCUGUCGUCACCAUACAAGCCGGUGAGUUGUUUGGACAUGAAAGAUUCUGUGGCUCUCUUCCGAUAGCGGGUGCGAAUGACGGUCAAGGAUAACUUACCGCAAGCAGUAAAAAAAACCUUAAGGUUCUAUGACAACACUGGCUCGCAGAGAGGGGGCGUGUCUCGGUUGCUAUCGGUACGUUACUUUAGAGGAGGAAGUUUCGAAAAAGGAAAAAAGGCAGCCGUGUCAUCCGACUGGCAUAGUUCUGGUUAGCUAGCGAUAAGUUAGCUAACUAGCUAGCUAAAGCUGUUUCCUGGAUGGUUUGUGGCAAGUGAGUGGCCAAGCGAGAUGGACAGCAUAGCAAGUUUUUAAAAUCUAUGACAUUAUAAAAUAUAUUUCAUUCAUGCUCGCUCACUCGUGUAAAAGUGUUGCUAUCUUUUGAUAGCCACCGUUAGCUAUUUAGCUAAUGCCAUAACACCUUUUCAAAGUUAUGAGUAGUUUCCCGAAUAAGCCGCCUUUCAUCAGCCCUCCGCGGAGUCCUGGCGGUACAGUUUCUUCCAUUAACAAUAACAACAGAGAGUGGGGUCUGGGAAACGAUGUGUUCGUCUGCUCCUAUGACGAGUCGUCGAUUGGCGCAGGGAUGCACGCGGUGCAGUCGGGUUUUGAUCGGCACCUGCCGCUGCUCCAGGAUAGUCACCAGCUAACGUUGACCCGGCGUGGUAAGAUGCUGGACGAUACCUACCCAAGUUGUGGGAGUCAUAAUACCGGCACGGGUUACUUUGACUUCGGGACCGCCAGCACCCUUGACUACAGCGUAAACGAUGGAAAUGUUGCCCCGCCGGAGAGCAGGAAAAGGCAUCGCUCCAACAGCUCCCGACACCGCUUCGAAGUCGUUACUGAGCUGGGCCCGGAGGAGGUCCGGUGGUUCUACAAAGAGGACAAGAAAAACUGGAAGGCUUUCGUCGGGCACGACUCUUUAAAAAUCGAGGUAGCGUACCGUAAAUACUGUGAGUUGAAUCCUGGCAGGUCCAAUCGGGCAGGUCCCGUGGGCAACGAAGCGCAGGACACGCAAGAAACUGCGACUGGGUCAGCAGUAUUGGACGGACCACAGAGAGAAGCGCCAACAACAACUGCGCCAAGAACUCUAGCGCAUGGCAGCAGGGAAUCUGUCGAAAGGUCCAAAUCAUCGGAAGAGAGUGACUUGGACAGUAUAAAUGUCAGCGUAGAAGCGGUCUGUGUUAGAGGGGGUCUCUACGAGGUGGAUGUCAGAGACAAGGAAUGCUAUCCAGUCUAUUGGAAUCAGCAGGACAGUAUUCCUGUGAUGCGUGGCCAAUGGUUCAUUGACGGCACGUGGCUUCCAAUGGAGGAGGAGGAGAGCGACCUGAUCGAGGUCGAGCACCUUGCACACUUCCGCGGCCAGCAGAUGCAAGACACCUUUGACUCAGACGUGGUGGCCAAGGCCGUGGACAGCAAGGAUGUGUUGUCACAGCCAUCAGCAUCUGCAGACAAAGGUCCUACUAUACGGGAGGCAACAGACACAGUUCUCUCCCACCUGCCCCCUUUCUACCUCACCUUUCUAUUCAAAUGGAGAGGAUAUCAGACGAGUACUAAAACCACAUGUCACAAGCGCAAGCGCUGCCAAGCCAUUCACAGUCUGAAGCUGAGCAGGAGUCAUGUUGACUGGCACAGUGUGGAUGAGGUGUACCUGUACAGUGAUGCUACUACCUCAAAGAUCGCCCGCACGGUCACACAGAAACUAGGCUUCUCCAAAGCCUCCAGCAGUGGCACGCGGCUGCACAGAGGGUACGUCGAGGAGGCCUCUCUGGAGGACAAGCCCCCCCAGACGACGCACAUCGUCUUCGUGGUCCACGGCAUUGGACAGAAGAUGGACCAGGGACGCAUCAUCCGCAACACGCGCAUGAUGAGGGAAGCAGUGCGUAAGAUGGAAGAGAAGCACUUUGCAGAGCACACAGAGGAACAUGUGGAGUUUCUGCCUGUGGAGUGGCGCUCUAAACUAGCACUAGAUGGAGACACAGUGGACUCCAUCACGCCUGAUAAGGUGCGAGGCCUCCGAGAUCUACUCAACAGCAGUGCCAUGGACAUCAUGUACUACACCAGCCCGCUGUACAGGGACGAGAUCACAAAGGGCCUGACUCAGGAGCUGAACCGUCUGUACACGCUGUUCUGCUCGCGGAACCCUGAGUUUGAGGAGAAGGGCGGGAAGGUGUCAAUCGUUUCGCACUCGCUGGGGUGCGUGAUCGCCUACGACAUCAUGACGGGCUGGGACCCCGUGCGCUUCAUCCAGCAGGAGCAGCAGGAGACGGAGCAGGAGGACCUGCACUGGAUGAGCUACGAGGAGCGCCACCUACUGGAACAACUGCAGAUCACGCGCCAGAGGUUACGGGAGCUGGAGGAUCAGCUGCAGGGGCUAGAGGCCUCCAAACCUCAUGACCCCCCCACUUUGAUGUUCAAGGUGGAGAAUCUGUUCUGCAUGGGCUCUCCCCUGGCCGUGUUCCUGGCGCUGCGGGGCAUCCGGCCGGGCUCCAAUGGCAUGCAGGACCACAUCAUGCCCAAGACCAUCUGCCGACGCCUCUUCAACGUCUUCCACCCCACUGACCCCGUGGCGUAUCGGCUUGAGCCACUCAUCCUGAAGCACUACAACAACAUAGCACCCGUCCAGAUCCAUUGGUUCAACACCACCAGCCCCACCCCUUAUGACGAGAUGCGCAUCACCUUCCUCAACCCGAGCAAGGACCCGCUGUCGGACACGGAGAGCAACCCGAGCCCCAGCACCUCGCCCGUGAUGCCCCGGCGCCACUAUGGCGAGUCCAUCACCAACCUGGGCAAGGCGGGCAUUAUGGGCGCGGCCAGCAUCGGUAAGGGCAUCGGGGGCAUGCUAUUUUCCCGCUUCGCACGCUCCAGCAGCCAGCCACAGAUGGGCACAGAUGCCACGGUCCUGGAGAGUGACGAGAAGAGCCAGUGCCAGACCCAGAGCCAGUCAGCAUACGGCCUCUCCAGCAUGUCCCAGUCCACCUCUACCAUCAUGGAUACCACAGUGGAUCUGGAGCAUCGCAUUGACUUCGAGCUGCGCGAGGGCAUGGUGGAGAGCCGCUAUUGGUCAGCAGUGACCUCGCACACAGCCUAUUGGUCGAACCUCGACGUGGCGCUCUUCCUGCUAACGUUCAUAUAUGAGCAGAGGCGGCCAUCAGAGUCAACGGGGGAGCUCAGCCCUGAUACUGUCUGAACGGGAGAGCACCCUGCAGCACUGUGGACACACACACACACACACACACACACACACACACACACACACACACACAC
Molecule: messenger RNA, 3377 nt
Organism: Clupea harengus (Atlantic herring)
Lineage: Eukaryota; Metazoa; Chordata; Actinopteri; Clupeiformes; Clupeidae
Gene: ddhd1a
Product: DDHD domain containing 1a
Cellular component (GO): cytoplasm
Molecular function (GO): metal ion binding; glycerophospholipase activity
Source: RefSeq, a predicted model, not a curated record